Messenger RNA from Acanthocheilonema viteae, 1620 nucleotides. Lineage: Eukaryota; Metazoa; Nematoda; Chromadorea; Rhabditida; Onchocercidae. The record is from the annotation of a GenBank genome assembly.
AUGGAUCCAUUUACAAUUUCCGAAAUUAACAGAGUCUCAUUAGAAUCACUUGCCAUGCAAAUCGUCAGUAUGAACCUCGGAAUUUCACCGCUUGAAUUUCCAUUUAUUGAAAAGCCAAAUAUGGGUGAAUUAGAAGAAGCAAUAGAAAGCUUGUGGAGGCAGGGAAUAUUGGAAGUUGGUAAUAUGAAGACCUUGACAUCUUUGGGCAAGAUAAUAGCGAGCAUUCCAGUGGAAAUUCCAAUUGCAAAAGUUCUAAUAUAUGGUUGUAUUUUUGAACAAGUCGAACCGUCGUUAACAAUUGCUGCAAGUUUAGCAACUAGUUCACCUUUCACCAAUCGAUCGUUUCGGGAACCGGAUAUACUGGACCGAAGAAAAAAUAUUAUGUCUGAUAGCGGUGAUCCAUUUGCACUGAUUAAUGCAUAUCGAGAAUUUGUGGAAAUGCAAGCUGAACGUGAUGAUAUACGUCGAUGGGGUAGGGAGAAGGGAAUCGAUAUUCAACGCAUGCAGUUACGACGUCAAUUCAAAGAAUUAUUGGAACAUAGUGGUAUCUUGGAAACACAAAGUGACAUGGACAGUCGUGAGCGUCGUAUUAACGCUGGUGAUAGAAAGCGUCUCAAUGAACUGAAGAAAGAUGCUCGUUACGAAGUGAAGAAACGGAAAGUAUUGAAACCGGAAGCUCAUUUCGAUACAAUAAUGGAUUCUGAAGCUAUUUUUUUUUUCGGUAAUCUUUCACUUAUGGAUAAUGUCCAAGCUAUUGAAUUUUACAUGGAAAAUCGUGAAAGUGGUAUUCGGAAUAUUUUAAAGUCUCAUCGGUUGAAUGAUGCCACAUUUUCGAUCCUGAAAUUCAUUGUCACGGCUGGUGUCCAUCCACAGUAUGCCAUACUGGACCAGUAUAAUUCGUAUAAAAUCGGAAAUGAACUUUUUGCUCAUACGCGAAGAAAGCCAUUUGCUGCCUUACAUCCAAAUAGUUGUCUAUCACUUUCGCCAGAAGCUUUGGAUUAUGAUCGUAGUGACAAGGGUUUAUCGAAUUAUCACCAGCUAAUUUCGUUUGCGUCAUUUAUAGAAACUACAAAGCCAUAUAUUUGCAACAGUUUACGUGUACCAGCGCUAGCUUUAUUGUUGCUGUCGAAAUCGGUAAUAUGUUCGGAAAAUGAUUGUUCAAUUAUUUGUGACGAUUUUAUCAGCUAUAAAUUCCCACGAAUCAUGGAAUUUUUCACUGUCGUGGAGCAGGCAUGUGCGACUCGCCGACAACUUGCCAGAGCUCUUAGAAGAGGUCUUGAAGGGGAUCUUUCCGAUAGUCAUGCACUUGCUAAAAGUGUGGUGUCAUUUUUGAGAUCAAACGUUGAAUAUAUUAUGACUCGUCGUGCUUGUCCGGAGGAUAAUAGAGAGCUCGGUUUCAUACUUCCAUCGGGCGAGAAGCUGGACGAAAACGAUGAUCAAGAAAUACUAACAUCGAUGCGACUUUAUGAAGCCCAAAAUGAUUCAAAGCUAGAUGAUGAGCUUGCAAUUAAUAAAACUGCCGAAAAGAAACCAAGCAUUGAGUAUUUUUGUGAUGUCUGUCAAAAGAUUCUUUUUUUUGGUACAACUUUCGAUGUUUUGAGGCAUAAGAAAUCUCAUUAA